AUGGGCUGCCGUCCAUCUCUUGGAAAAGCUAAAAUUAUGAGGAAAUCACAGGCUAAUGUCUUUGCCAAAGUAUGUCCACAAGAGGAGUUUAUAAAUUGUGGAGUUAUAUAUACAACGGUUAUACAUUCAAGUACAAAAGAAAGUCCACCAGAAGAUGCGAGGCAUUCUACGGAAGAUGUGAGUCAGAAUUCUAGAGUAUCGUCACUCCAUUCCCGAACGAGGAAUAAAACCGCAUAUUGUUCUCGAAAUUCAGAGGCUGAUUUAAGGUCAGAUGAAAUGUAA
Molecule: messenger RNA, 282 nt
Organism: Blepharisma stoltei
Lineage: Eukaryota; Ciliophora; Heterotrichea; Heterotrichida; Blepharismidae
Source: the annotation of a GenBank genome assembly